Messenger RNA from Didymodactylos carnosus, 1279 nucleotides. NCBI's taxonomy places the organism in Eukaryota, Metazoa, Rotifera, Eurotatoria, Philodinida, Philodinidae. The record is from the annotation of a GenBank genome assembly.
UUUCCCGAGAGCCCCGAUUUCGCCCAGUUGACCUUGGAUCACCCUAAAAUGAGUCAAAAUAGGAGUAAUCGACCUUGCUGAGUCGUGUGGUGAUGUUUAUUUUUGAUUUCAAGCCGAUCUAAAGUCACUAUAUCAAGGUUUUCUAAUUCCAGCGUUCUGCCGCUACGUUGCAUAUAGAGCGGAUAGUUUGAAAAUCAUGUUAUGUUACUUUAGAUCGGUUUGAAAUGAAAAUUAAACAUCACCAUACGACUCAGCAUGAUCGAUUACCCCUAUUUUGACUCAUUUUAUGGUGAUCCAAGGUCAACUGGGCGAAAUCGGGGCUCUCGGGAAAAUGCUUAUAGCUCUUGAACACAAUAAGCUGGCCAGUUCAGCCUUGCGUAGUUUUGUAGAAGACAGUAUGGCAAAUCGUAGCCACCCAGAAGAAUCAAAAUCUCUAACUUGCGGGAGGAUGUUUUUCCAGAGACCUUCUGGAAAUUCCUCGAAGAUCUUGGCAAGUCCGAUGAUUACUACAUGCCUAGAUACCCCCAGCUGUUGUCAAUUCGACGGCGAAGAUCCGAACUUGCUAGCUAGUAACGUUCUUGAGUUAUUCAAAAAGCAACCAUGUUCAUUCUUUUUUGAAAUGGAUAGUAGAGAACAUAUUCUUUGAGAUAUGUGUGAUGCUUGUUCGAGGCUGCUGAUGCAGCUGAAAGUCUCAAAUUAUAUCGGUGAUGAGGAGAGGAUAGAUCUUCAAAUUUCGUCCUAGAUAACGAAUAUUCGGUGCAGAUUGACUGUUUGGUUAGACUAAACAGAACGAAAGAAGGACAUUGGAAAGAGUUCAAAAUCGAAAAUUAACGGUAAAGUUUGCCUGCCUCUUCGCGGUUUAAGUCGGAAGUUUCUGUAUGAUAAGCGAGUAUCAAACAGAAGAGAUAUUGAUUCUCGACUCAGUCUCUCAUUCUGUCGCCUUUCGAACUUCACAUAGUGUAAUUGGUACUUUAGUCGUCUAUAGAAUAGUCUUCUUGUAGAUAGAUUUGUUACUUUCUAAUAUUUGUUUACAUUUUAGAUUGAAGUGAAAUUUUCUGCGCCAAAGACAUCCGGUCAGUAUAUUUAUUCUGUCGUUCUAAAAUCCGAUUCUUAUUUUGAUGUCGAUGUUACAGAAAAUCUUUCGCUUGAUGUUCAAGAAGUUAAAGAACCGACAGUAAUUGAACAUCCUCAAUGGGACUUUAGUGAAGAAGAAAAUGGUCAAAAUACAAAAGAAAAUGACGAUGAAUUCAAAACGGAAAGUGAUACAGACGAUGAAUAG